Messenger RNA from Parathielavia appendiculata, 583 nucleotides. RefSeq lists its product as uncharacterized. The transcript is spliced from 3 exons. The record is from RefSeq and is a predicted model, not a curated record. Bases 328 to 540 code for a protein of 70 amino acids. Lineage: Eukaryota; Fungi; Ascomycota; Sordariomycetes; Sordariales; Chaetomiaceae.
AGCUCGAAGUAGCCUUUGAAUACGUCGAUUUUAAAGGCCUCGUCCAAAGCUCAGAACAGGAGCCUUCGUAUAGUAGUAGAGGCCUAUAAAACGGCCCCUACUAGGUGCUUAGAAACAGAGGCCUGAGUGCCACUGAUGAACCUCUACCUCAACAAACGGUUGGCUGACUUUAAGGAACGGCUAUACAAAAAGGCCCUAUAAAUAGGAGUUGGGCUAGGGGAGGGAGGAACUACUAUAGGGCACUUGAUUAUAGAGGCUUACAACAGAGUCUACUAUAAGUUUAGAAGGUAAACUCCGUAUUAGCGUCGGUUGAGAACUUCGGGUUGAAUGUCUUUACCAGAACCUUUGUCGAAGAGUUUGAAGUGGGACCACUGCGUAACACCCUCAAAAGAGGGACCGUGGUUCGAACUGUCCAGUCGAACCAGGAGUUGCGCACAUGAACCUCACACUGUCACGACCCGUGACACGAGACAUCCAAUAUUUCAUAAUGGCGUGGAUCAACUAUCACUGAUCCAUCCAGGCUCACCCAAGACCAUGUAGGACCCAGGAGUGUUGCUAUCCUGGAGCAAUUGGCGAAAUCCGA